CAUCUGCCAUGGCGUUUGCAGUGUCAGAUGAACUACUGGGCACGUUCGUCCCCAUCGCCGUGUACUGGAUCUACUCUGGAAUCUACGUCUUGCUGGGUGAUCUGGAGAAGUAUCGGCUGCACACCAAGGCCGAGGAGAACGUGAAGAACAUCGUCUCCAAAUCGACCGUCGUCAAAGGCGUCCUGGUUCAGCAGGCUUUCCAGAUCUCUGUUUCCCUUCUCCUCUUCGCUGUCAUAAGCGACGGCAGCGGGAUCGCCAAGCCACAACCCUCCUUCCUCGCCAUCAUCGUGCAAUUCCUGGUCGCCAUGUUCGUGCUCGAUACAUGGCAGUACUUCAUGCACAGGUACAUGCACAUCAACAAGUUCCUGUACAAGCACAUCCACUCCAAGCACCACACUCUCGUCGUCCCCUACGCCUUCGGAGCGCUCUUCAACCAUCCACUGGAAGGCCUUCUGCUGGACACCGUCGGCGGAGCUCUCGCCUUCCUCGUCUCAGGCAUGACACCCCGAACAGGCAUCUUCUUCUUCUCCUUCGCCACCAUCAAGACCGUCGACGACCACUGCGGGCUGUGGCUCCCUGGGAACCCUCUCCAUGCGCUCUUCAGCAACAACAGCGCUUACCAUGACGUCCACCACCAACUCUAUGGCAGCAAGUACAACUUCUCGCAGCCGUUCUUCGUUAUGUGGGACAGGAUUCUGGGCACCUACAUGCCCUACUCGCUCGAGAAGAGGAAGGAGGGAGGGUUGGAAGCUCGACCAAUCAAACACAAGAGCUGAGAAAUUGUUUCUUGUUUUCUCACAACAGACGGCAAAUAAUCGAUGUUUCUUAUGAUACUUUAGUUGAAUUCCCAAUCACAUUGUAAUACGCUUACAAUUGCUCACAGAAAUUUUCUCUCUUUUGGUCUUA
Messenger RNA from Musa acuminata subsp. malaccensis (wild Malaysian banana), 906 nucleotides. RefSeq names its product sphinganine C4-monooxygenase 1. NCBI's taxonomy places the organism in Eukaryota, Viridiplantae, Streptophyta, Magnoliopsida, Zingiberales, Musaceae. Gene Ontology annotation, biological process: lipid biosynthetic process. Gene Ontology annotation, molecular function: oxidoreductase activity; iron ion binding. The record is from RefSeq and is a predicted model, not a curated record. Gene Ontology annotation, cellular component: endoplasmic reticulum membrane.